Molecule: messenger RNA, 501 nt
Organism: Orycteropus afer afer
Lineage: Eukaryota; Metazoa; Chordata; Mammalia; Tubulidentata; Orycteropodidae
Gene: MRPL49
Product: mitochondrial ribosomal protein L49
Exons: 4
Coding region: 1-501 (166 amino acids)
Biological process (GO): translation
Cellular component (GO): ribosome; mitochondrial large ribosomal subunit
Molecular function (GO): structural constituent of ribosome
Source: RefSeq, a predicted model, not a curated record
AUGGCGACGGCCUUGUUCCGGGCUGUGCUGCGGCGCUGGAGAACUGGCGGCCAGCCGGGCUGCGGGCUACGGCCCCUGAGUCAAGUCCAGGGGCCUCCUGAUUACCCCAGCUUUGUGGAAUCCGUGGAUGAAUACCGUUUUGUGGAGCGCCUGUUACCCCCGACCGGCAUUCCAGAGCCCCCAAAGCACAAGCGGUCUCCCACUCCCAGUGGGUGGCAGCCCCCCCAUGACCCGCCGCCCAACCUGCCCUACUUCGUGCGGCGCUCUCGGAUGCACAACAUCCCUGUCUACAGAGACAUCACACACGGCAACCGCCACAUGACUGUGAUCCGGAAGGUGGAAGGGGAUAUCUGGGCCCUGCAGAAGGAUGUGGAGGACUUCCUAAGCCCAUUGCUGGGGAAGACGCCCAUCACUCAGGUCAACGAAGUGACAGGUACCCUGCGGGUCAAGGGCUACUUUGACCAGCAGCUCAAAGCCUGGCUCCUGGAGAAGGGCUUCUGA